Coregonus clupeaformis (lake whitefish) is the source of this 962-nucleotide messenger RNA. RefSeq names its product protein bicaudal C homolog 1-like. Gene Ontology annotation, molecular function: protein binding. The transcript is spliced from 4 exons. The record is from RefSeq and is a predicted model, not a curated record. NCBI's taxonomy places the organism in Eukaryota, Metazoa, Chordata, Actinopteri, Salmoniformes, Salmonidae. Bases 1 to 519 code for a protein of 172 amino acids. Gene Ontology annotation, cellular component: cytoplasm.
AUGCCUGCCGAGGCUGUCAAGGAGCUGGGCAACAUCAGCCGACACAGCUACAAACCCUACCUGGCAAACACUGGACAUCUACAACAGCGUGACAGACAAGGAUCCUCGUCUUCAUCCUCCCCAAUCUCCCCCUCUCCAUCUUCCUCAUCCUCUUCCUCCCCCUCUAACUUCUCUUCUUCCUUCUCCUCCACCUCCUCCUUCCUGGUGUUUGCGUCUUCAACAAACAGACCCCGAACGUAUAAAACCUCGGAGAGCUUCCUGACCUGCAGUAACUACUUUGAGGGCGUGUCCACGGUGAUGAGGUUGACCGGUAGCCAGCGGAACCCCUCCCCCCAGCCUACAGACGACCUCCCAGAGCUCCUGAGCCAGCUGGGUCUGAGGAAGUACAUCAACGUGUUCCAACAGCAAGAGAUUGACUUCCAGACCUUUCUGACUCUGUCUGACGAGGAUCUGAAAGAGGUGGGAGUGUCCAUGUUUGGAGCGAGAAGGACAAUGCUUUUUUCCAUCUCAGGCGAUUGAUCGCAAAAAACACCAUAUACAUCCAACCCACUUUUCCCUGAGGCUUACAUGUGAUGUAUAGAACAUCUCUCUCUCUCCAUCCAUCCAGACCUGAACAAAAGCAAGAGGAAACUGUCAGAAAUGCCCGCUGUGAAGCCAGGCUACCUGGUAGGCGGGGCUAGUGACCAGCUCCCACGAAUCAUGGAUGAGGACACAGCGGCUUAGUGCAACCACUGGUGAACCCCACACAACAUUACCCAACCUGGGUAGAACUGCCUGUAAGAACAGGUGUAAGAUCAGAUUGGCUUUCACAUAUCCUAGCCUUGGUGUUAAACCCAACAUUGACCUUAGAUCAGUGUCUACACUGUGUUGUGAAGUCCACUGUUAACUACAUACUGUAUAUGCAUUGUACAUAAACAUACAAGGGUAAAUGAGAAUGAUUAUUACAUUUUUCCAAUAACUUG